UGUCUGUGGAACUGCGAAGGAGCUUUGUUCUCGCACAAAUACGAUCGAAUGCGUGGAGAAAGAAGGGUACAAACACGAAUGCGUAUGCGAUCGUAAGUGGAUGGGACCGCGGUGCGAGAAGCCCUACGAUGCUUGCGUUGACUACGAUAACCCCUGCGGCCAGUUUGGGAUAUGUAGCGCACACGCCGGGCAGAGAACUUGGACGUGCAAAUGCAUGGAAGGAUAUGGAGAUGACCCUGCCCAAGAAGGCCGAGAUUGCAAGAGAAUGAACCUGGUGUGUGACAACGUGGUGUGCUUGAACGGAGGGGAGUGCCAGGCAUCCAAGUCACAAAAUAAAGCCACUUGUAUCUGCAGUUUAGAAUGGAGAGGGGAUACUUGCAAUGAACCAAUGCCUUCGUGGACGAUGUGGCAACCGUGGAGCAAGUGUUCCGUAUCCUGCGGCUACGAUGGUACCCGACUUCGUAAGCGAGACUGCGACCACAAGGACGCCGUCUUCUGCGGGCCUGGCACCGAUGAAGAACAUGCCGUUUGUACUGGGCCAGUUUGCAAGGUGGAUGGUGAGUGGGGCGAGUGGAUUAAGGUCACGGACUGUUCUUAUAACUGUGGCGGGGGCACUACAUACGGGCUCGAAACUGCGAGUACGAAACGGAUGACCCGGAAGCAUUCGGGAAGUCAUGUGAGGAUAGGGCAAUCGUGUAUGCGGACUGUAAUAUCAUGAGCUGCCCCAAAUCAGAGAAGCGCUGGCUGAGGGUUGAUAUCAACAGUUUGGCACGGACCAUUGUGAAGCAAACGGAUAGUGCAGGAGGAGAUUGGGGUGCUUGGAACUCCUGGGCGGACUGUUCGACCACGUGCGACGUGGGCUUCAGGAACAGGAACCGGAUCUGCCUCAGCAGCAUCGGAGCCUGUGUGGGAAGCGCCGAAGAGAUCGAGGACUGUACCGUCAAAAACUGCGACAAGGAGGCAGGAUUCCUGUCAUGGGGUUCAUGGGCUUACUGGACUAAAUGUGAAGCGGGUGUCGAUUUCUGCUACCGGAAUCGUGAAUGUCCUUACAGCACUUCCGAUAAAGAGUUUCGAGAGGCAUGCCCUGGAAAGUCUUCCCAGUCAGUGCCAUGUCACGCAGACGGAUGCGAGGAACCGGAGGAAGAAGAGGAAGUCAGGGUAGGAUCUGCAGGGCAAGAGUUCAAUGGGUACCGGGGACAGCAGGAAGGACCAAUGCAGGCACCACCCAACAGGGCUGGGAAAAGGGGUGCUGCUGCCGGUGAAAGCAGUGCACUUGGUGUCGGAUCUAUCGCGGCACUAGCAGGAAUUGCUUACAUGGGGAAGAUACUUUUUGUCAAGUUCCGGAAAAAGCGGAAGAAAGCAAAGAAGAAGAAGGAUGAAGCAAAAGUGUGAAGGAUUCAGAGAUACAGUGGAAUCUCAAUCGUUAUGGCGAGGUCCUCCGGACCCGCAAAAUCACCUUGUUAGUAUGUGAGAGCUCUUUAUAAUGAUGUUCCAAUGUAACAGUCCAACCUGUCCUAGUGACCCCCUCUCUAUAAAGACCAUCUGUCUACAGUGGCCAUGUUUUUGUGGUCUCCCUUGAGGAAGAAGUGUGUGUUGUAGAAACUAUCUUUAGAAAGGCCGCCUGUCCACAGUGGCCAAUGACUCUAUUUCCCCUAGGGUGACCUUGGUAGACAUGUUUGACUGUAUUUCAAGAAAUAUAACAUUGUCGUUAUCUGGUCCUGUGGGAUGUUUCACA
Molecule: messenger RNA, 1735 nt
Organism: Strongylocentrotus purpuratus (purple sea urchin)
Lineage: Eukaryota; Metazoa; Echinodermata; Echinoidea; Camarodonta; Strongylocentrotidae
Product: A disintegrin and metalloproteinase with thrombospondin motifs adt-1-like
Exons: 11
Coding region: 715-1392 (225 amino acids)
Source: RefSeq, a predicted model, not a curated record